GGGAGCAGGGCCUUAGGUGCUGCACGAGGAGAGGGAGGUCUCCUGCCUCUCCCCCGGGGGCACCAGCCGCUGCUUGUGGGCUCCGCCACCUCUCGGUGACGCCACAGGCCCCGCGACCCUCCGGAUCGCCGGCUGCGCGCCCCGCCGCCGGUACAGGGAUGGCGCGGAGCUGACGGUCUCCUCCCGCCUCCCGGGAACUCUUCCGCCCCACCCGGGGCUCCCGGGACCGCGGCGCCGCCCCGACCUGCUUGCGGGCCCGGCCCCCGCAGCCUGAGGCCCUCGGCGUCCCCGAGGUGGUGCCCAGCCGCUCCGGAGGAGGAGGACGACAGCAAAGACGACGAGGUGGAGGAAGAGGAAUCCGCUGCCCGCACGCUGCGGCCCGGGAGCACGGGCUCCCCGGAGGGCGCUUGGGGCGUCCCGGCCCCGGAGGAGGGACCCGGAAGCAAAAGCGCCGCCGCGAGUGGAGCCGAGCCGCUUGCCCGCGCUGCCCGGCGCCGGCUGGGGGUCCCGGCGGCUGGAUGGGCGGCGGCGGCGCGGGCCGCGGGAGGCGAUGGGCGAGGAGCAGAGCACGGUGAGAGGCAGCGGCGGGGCGCGGGCCUCUGGUGGAGGCUUGGCUGGCCAGCCCGAAUCCCCCAGGCCGCGAGGGGACCGCGCCGGGGCAGCCGGGCCGCGCGCUGCGUCCUCCUCCUCCUCCUCCUCACGGCCGACCGGCGGCGGCGGCGGCGGCGGCAGAGACCUGGACUGCGUGGACGCGAGCGCCCAGGAGCUUGCGAGCUACCGGGCUCCGGCAGGGCAGCCCGCGCGACUGCCACUCACUGGGCCCCUGGACCCCCAGAGUCUGAAACUGCAGCUGGAGCACGAGGCGGAGGGAGCGGGGCCACGGGAGGCGGCCCGCGGCCAGCAGCCCCCCGACGGACUGCUCCUGGACGUGCUGGCCCAGCGACACCCGCCCCCCGCCAAGCCGCAAGUCUUCUGCUCCGUGUACUGCGUGGAGAGCGACCUGCCGGAGGCCCCCUCCGCCGAGUCCCCGUCGCCGGAGUCCACACCUCAGGCACCGCAGGGGCUGAUCCCCACCAGCCCGCCGCCCUCCUUCCCCAGCUCCCCACUGUCGCUCCCGGCUGACCCCCUACCCCCCGACGGAGGCAGCAUUGAGCUGGAGUUCUACCUGGCUCCGGAGCCCUUCUCCGUGCCUGGCCUAUUAGGAGCUCCACCCUACUCUGGCCUGGGGGGGGUAGGGGACCCCUAUGCGCCCCUUAUGGUGCUGAUGUGCCGGGUGUGCCUGGAAGACAAACCCAUCAAGCCCCUGCCCUGCUGCAAGAAGGCGGUGUGCGAGGAGUGCCUCAAAAUCUACCUGAGCUCUCAGGUACAACUUGGCCAAGUAGAAAUCAAAUGCCCAGUCACGGAGUGUUUCGAAUUCCUGGAGGAAACAACUGUUGUCUACAAUUUAACCCAUGAGGACUCUAUCAAGUAUAAAUACUUCUUGGAACUUGGCCGAAUUGACUCCAGCACCAAGCCGUGUCCUCAAUGCAAACACUUCACAACCUUUAAGAAAAAGGGACAUAUCCCCACUCCUUCCAGAUCAGAAAGCAGAUACAAAAUCCAGUGUCCCACUUGCCAAUUCAUCUGGUGUUUUAAGUGCCACUCUCCUUGGCAUGAAGGUGUUAACUGCAAGGAGUAUAAAAAAGGAGACAAGUUACUGCGUCACUGGGCCAGUGAGAUUGAGCAUGGGCAGAGAAAUGCCCAGAAGUGUCCAAAGUGCAAGAUCCAUAUCCAGAGAACUGAAGGGUGUGACCAUAUGACUUGUUCACAGUGUAACACUAAUUUUUGCUAUCGAUGUGGAGAGAGAUACCGCCAGCUCCGGUUUUUCGGAGACCACACAUCAAACCUCAGUAUAUUUGGAUGCAAAUAUCGCUACCUCCCAGAGAGACCUCAUUUAAGAAGAUUAGUUCGAGGGUCAGUUUGUGCUGGAAAGCUCCUCAUUGCGCCUCUCAUCCUGGUUUUGGGAUUGGCACUAGGGGCCAUAGCAGUUGUAAUCGGUUUAUUUGUAUUUCCUAUAUAUUGCCUUUGUAAAAAACAGAGAAAGCGAUCACGGACAGGUAUGCACUGGUAAGGAAGGAUUUCACACGAUGUCAGCCAGUACCAGGAGGAGCCGUGCAGGACGGUGCACCUGUGUGUGAGUUGGAUCCUCAAACCUACCUAGAGGAACUUCUGCCACCUUAUCUCCUGUGGUUCUCUGCAGGCCACAGUGCCUCUAGCUACGGUGCACUCCCAACAUGGCAUCCUGUCCUGUCCUUAAACAAAUUGCUGCUUUAAAAAAAAAAAAGGUCACUUUCAUUAACUAUACACAUUUAUAUAGUAACUCUCACCUUCGUGGUUCUUGGAAGAAAAUAUUUUGAGAACAGUGUAUCCUCAGAUGUCUUUUGAGGAUACCUCACUGAAGUGUCAUUUGGAUUGUCUGAACCUUGUACUUUCCCCGGGCUGUCUCUGAGACUUGGUAUGCAUAGCUGAAUCCUGCCUGUCUCAACAAACAAGGCCACUUUUCAGAAGAUAAAUCAAACUUCACUAAAUGCACCUGUUGUCAUCUGUAACCCAAAUGGUAUCAUCGUUUUGGUUUUCGGAUACUGUAAUUGCUUUAAAAAAAAAAUCUCAGCACCCAGAAGGGAAUUAAACUAAAUUAAUAAGAACAACCGUGAGUUACUGGUGCGUAUAUGUAAGGAUGUGAAUGUGUGUAUAUAAACACGUAUUAAACCAGGCUCCAUAACCAUGUGCUCGUCUAUUUCCAUGUCGAUUUUCAUAGAACCUUUUAGCCUCGAUGGUUAUUUUUGUGGGCCUAACUUGGUAACAUACUGAAUUAAAGCCAAUGUCAACAACAGAUUGUUUCCAUAGUAACUAUUUCUUGCUCUUCCUAUGGUCACAUGCACACACAGCGAUGUGUAUGAUGUCACUCUGAGAUAACCCAAACUUUGUAAACUAACAAAUCCAUACAGAUGGUUUCAGAAAGUCCCCAAGUUUCCAAAAGUUGCUCUUUUCAGAUAACUUAGAUUUUUGACACACAUACUUUAGCCUGUCCUGGGAUUAUUUAAUUAAAAAACAAACAAAAAAACAAAACAAAACAAAGCCAAACAUAUUUUGCUUUGAAGAAAAUUGCUUAAACUGUUAAUUUAAUUCCCAGUUUGCUCAUUAUUUAAUUACCACCUUAUAAUCCUACAUAAUUCUGCUUUAAGUCAAGUUUUUAAAAUUUAUUGAAUGUUGUACUCCUUCCCUCUUCUGUCUUUUUUUUUUUUUUUGUCCUCAAGUUUUUUACAAAAAUAAAUACAAAUUUUGGAGGAUUUUGCCUGUGUUUACUAUGUGGGUGCAUAAUUUGUUGAUAUCUCCUUACACGGAGACAACUUGAAAACAGCUUUUUAUGUACAUACUUUCUUCAAAACAAACUGCUUUUGGAGAAGGAAGCAAGUGAAAAUAUUUUCAGGAAGUUCUUUUGAGUGAGGAAAUGGAAUUUAACAGCACAGCUCUAUUUUUUUUUUUUUUUGCAUUCUUCAUUAAGUUUAUCAAAACAAAGAAGAGAUGCUAAGAAGCCUAAGCUUUCAAUUCUCAAAAUUAGCUGGUUAGCAUAAAUGUAACCGUGUUUGGCUUGAAGUAGACACUCACAUUCAGCUGGCCAUUUCAUGGUUUCAGAAGCCAGAGCGUAAGAACUUGAUACCCUUGUGUUUCACUGAAAGAGUUGGUGUCCGUGAAGGACAGUUCAGGUUUAAGCUAGCACGCUGGUGUUCCCUCUGAGCAAUAGCGAAGAGCUGCACAACUUUCUGCUAAGUGGCGAGUCUCGGGCGAGAGGAGCUGAGUAUGCAGCACUGCUGGCUCCAGAGCUGCACAUUCUAAACUAUGGUAUGAGGAAGGCUGUUUUAUCAGAGGCAAGGAGAUUGCACAAAGUGCUGAACAGGCAUCUCAUUUGUAAGUGAAUAAAUUUGUAAAAUAAUUGUAUGCAUUUUUGUCUUUUUAAAGUAUAUGCAAUCACAUCCACAUGUAUGUGUGUCCUUUCCAUGGUAGUAACUUAAAAGUCAUCAUUUGUGAAUAUUUUACUAAGUCUUAGAAAUCUUGAACAGAGUCAGAAAAUGAAAAAAAAAAAAGUGUUUCUUUCACCAAGUGUUUCAGUGCCAACUUGAAAGUAGAACAGUAGUAACCUUUAGGGUAUAUUCUGAAAACUCCUUUACAAAAUGAAGUAUACAUGUUAGGUGUUCUUUAUCUAUGGCUUGUCACUAUAUGUUACCAUUGUAAAUGUAUAUGUUUCUAAAGAAAAGCAAACCAUAUAGAACUGUAGAAUACAAAGUCUCUAUGUAUCCAUUUGUUUUCCUGGGGGUGACUGUCAACAGUCUGAGAGCUGUCCUUGCAGAUUCCUGUUUCCUUCCAGUGUACACAUAAGCAUGUCUCCUUACUGUGUAUGUAUGCACCCUUGUGUGUUAGUUUUCUGCAAAUAGAAUUGAAUCCUUAGCUCGGUCUCUUUUUCAUGUUUUGAAAUAUUGGAGAAAUAACUUUCUGUUAGUGUUUAUGCAUUAGAAAAUUACUGUCUAAUUCAACAUAGAGCUAUGUUUUAACUGAGUGACUGAGUUAGUUCGUCAGUCAGUUAAUUAGUUAGUUGAAUGGGAGACAAGGUAGCUUUUACUUGUCACGAACUAAACAUGUCACACUUCUGCCUCCAUUUUUUUGUUACCUAUUAUGACUAUUUUCAUGGGACUUUGAAUUUUAUUUUUACACAAUAUUUAUAAUAAAGAUUUUCAAGAUAUAGUCAGAAAAAUGAGGCCAUAGAAAUAAUAUAUUCAAGAGUGUAUUUGUGAGUGAACAGUGGCGAGUGCCUGAUUUUAAAGCAAGCAUCUCUUGAGAGGCUUUCUUCUUAGUAGAUUAACCAGAUACCUUGCCAAAAUUUAAAGGAGAAAGUUAAUCUGUUCCCAGUGAACCUAAAGCAUAAUAAGGCGUCUUUUGACAGUGUGAAAAAGAUGAAUUGGUUUUCAGAUUGCUUCCUUUUAACUUUAGUGUUCCAGCCAAACAGAUGGAUGUCUAGAACACUCCCUGUCUUCAUGUGUCUCAUUUAUCAAAGGUCGGAGAGAAAGGAAAGGCAUGAAACCUGUAACACAGCAACAUCCUCUUCCCACCUUUAUGGACCAGCACUGAGCCACUUCCCAUCUCCUACAAGAACAGAUAGGAAGACAGUUAAAGAUAAGUUAGACACCAAACAUGUCGCAACAUAGUAUCCAUAUCUCUCUGCUGUGGGAUCAAUAUUCAGUGGUACUUCUUAGGAAAUGCCCAGCUCUGUAGUAUUAUCUGGAAUCCCAGGACUCUGCUUGAGUCUUUUUCCCUUUAUUUCACUGCCCAGAUAUAGGCCCCAGUGUUCCUGCAGUACUCUACACCUCUGCAGUCACUGUCUAUCCUAUGUUAGGUCCCAACACGUUUUUUGUCCACACUUCAGUCAUCCCCAGAGAAGAGAGGAGAGGCAGGUUGAGGGGAACAGCUCACCCUAGUCUGUGUGGCCUCACUGUUUCUCCUGGCUUCUCUCAGAUUUCACUCCAUCUGCCGAAACAUCUCCUCUCCCCAACAGAUAAAACUGUUUUAGUGUCAGAGAUUUAUGAUGCCUAUUGUUCUAAUUAUUAAGAAAAAAAAAAAAAAGCUAGUGGCCUAAAUAAUACUAGGCAGUGUAUAAGUAUAAAGCCAAGAAAACCUAACUUUGGAUGUUGGUUUUAUAAACAAGUUGCAAACAAGCCUUAACAUGAGUCCUUCCAUGUCAGUGGUUGAAGUGUGUCUCCACUAAUGUCUGUUAUAAUUGGCAGCCUUAAAGUGGAUGCACUUUUCCCCAGUGUCUGUGCCAUUUAAAUAAUUAACUGGUAAAACAGAAGUGACAGAUGUGUGCUUUUCAGCAGCGAGAGUGGAGUUUUGCGAGCAAAUAUGUCUAAAUUCCUCAAACAUGAGGAAGCAGAAGCUGAGUACUUUAUAUAAAUCAUUUUUAAAUAUUAUUUGAGUAUAAAGCACUCAAAUACAGACCUCCUAAAAUUUUAGUAAUCCUGGAAUUUUUUUGCAACAGUUUUGCUGUUUAGAACUCACAGCAAAUAAUGCUGCUAUGUAAUAAUUUCACUUGAAUCUGUUUAAAAUACUAAUUCCUAGUGAAAGUUUUAGUUGUAUUUAACUGUAUUUCAUAGUCCAUGAAUUCUACGCAAGAAUUUUUCUUACUAGAAACACAAUAAAUAAAAUAGCUGGAGCACUUUUUUCAAAUUAUAAUUUAAUUGUACACUUUCCUACAGAUAUAGACACUAAUUUCCAAGAUGACAUAUUACACUGUGUCUCUACAAUGAUCAUGUCAAUAAAACUAGGAUACUUGGAAACAGUAUUAUCAAAACAAACAAGCACUCCAAACUUGAAAGACUGUGUGAUGUUACUUUUUGAAAGCAAAUCAGUGAAGAGGACUCCACUGUGUCUCUUCCUUUGAGUGGAUAAUUAAGACUGAUCUCAAAGUCAUGUGCUGUGUGGGACUUAUUUGCAUCACUCCGUGAAUCUUCAGCUUUAGUUGAUGUUAUCCAGACCCACCGGACAAAGUCCCAGUAGUGUAGACUAUUGUAAUUGUCUAUCUGCUGAUUAGUUAAAGCAUGCCUUUAUAUAUACCUUACACAUACUUGCUCAUGUUGUCGGUUGUACAAGCAUGUAAUCAUGCAUAUUAGAAAUUAUGUUUUUUCUUUUGACUGAAAAAGUGACUGUUUUGAGAAUAAUGACUUAAAAUGCAAACUAAUCUUUGAAAAAUACAUGAAAUAUUGC
Molecule: messenger RNA, 6792 nt
Organism: Mastomys coucha (southern multimammate mouse)
Lineage: Eukaryota; Metazoa; Chordata; Mammalia; Rodentia; Muridae
Gene: Rnf217
Product: ring finger protein 217
Exons: 7
Coding region: 551-2110 (519 amino acids)
Biological process (GO): protein polyubiquitination; ubiquitin-dependent protein catabolic process; positive regulation of proteasomal ubiquitin-dependent protein catabolic process
Cellular component (GO): cytoplasm; ubiquitin ligase complex
Molecular function (GO): ubiquitin protein ligase activity; ubiquitin conjugating enzyme binding; zinc ion binding
Source: RefSeq, a predicted model, not a curated record